AGUGACAGUCAGCUGGAGAGGAAUCACUUGUUGAAAACAGGCGAGCUUCCAUGUGCUUAAGCAUUUAGAGAACGGACUAGUAGAGGUGUCUUACAACCACCGAGAGUACUCCAGACUCUUCAUUCAAUGGACUUCUUACAGAUGGACCAUACUUCGCUGCAUCAUCACCAUCAUCAUCCUAAUUACUCCAUGCAGAACUACAGGCUGCCCCCACACACACCGCUAGACUCUAGUAUGGGCUACAAGUGGCUUGAAAAAUGCAACACACGACCAGUCACAGAGUCGUCACCCAGGGGCAAGAGGGCGGAACCCAGAAUCCGCCGACCCAUGAACGCCUUUAUGGUCUGGGCAAAGGCAGAAAGAAAGCGACUUGCUGACGAAAACCCAGACGUUCACAAUGCCGAUCUCAGUAAAAUGUUGGGUCGCAAGUGGAAAAGUCUCCCCUUGACUGAGAAGCGCCCAUUCGUGGAGGAAGCUGAACGCCUGAGGGUGCUGCACAUGCAGGAGCAUCCGGACUACAAGUAUCGACCGCGUCGGCGGAAACAUCCCAAGAGGACAUGUAAAAGAAUGGUUCAGGGUGCCCCAGGGUUUCAGGUCUCAACCACUGCAGUCGCUCCUGCAACCCCUAACGCAGUACCCUCGUCUGUUACUAUGGCCACACCUUGCAGCAUGGCAGCCACACCAAAGAAAGAACACAUGAACAGUAGCUGUAACUUCCCUAUUACUCCAGAGUCGUCUCCGUGUUCCAGUCCUAAUCUAGACCACCCCCGACCAUCAUCACCUACUUACAGUAGCAUGCAGGACUUCAGUAACGACGAGUAUGAAGACUCCAUGACCGGUCCACCAUCGGGACUUCUAACCCCAGAAUCCCCCAUGGAGCCACGUGAUGGGCACGUGUUCAAGUUUCCACCUUCUACCAGCAUCAGCAACGAUACCACCUCCUCCUCCAUAAACGAACUCGUGAGACGAUUCAGUCCUUCAGGGAACCCUUGGUUUGAAAAGCCGGUGGCCCCCACCAGUGUAAACCUGACCAACACAUCAGAGCACCUCGUGACUCUUAGAGCCCUCGUGCAGCGUCGCCAUCCCUCCAACAUGGUCUACUCCAACAUGAACUGUCGCAUGGCAUCCAUGGUGGGGAGCGAUCACACAAUGUCGAGACCCUCCGCAACACAAUCCCCUCCGCCAUUGUGUCACAUGGGUCCACCCAGCUUUCCUCAGCACCCCACACAUCCGGAACCGCCUGUGCUUUCUCACUCGGGCCCGCGGGUCCUUCAGGCCGGGCUUCCCCGUUACGCUAUGCCGCCCGAUGACGUCCUUUUCGAGUUUUGUAAAGCUGAAUCCCUCCCAGACGUGGAUAGCAGUGAAUUUGACAAGUAUUUGAACGGACCAGGGCAUGAAUUUGUGAACUUUGUGUCAAAUCACAAUGGCUAUCAUUUAGCAGAUGAACAAACUAUGUACAACGAAGGCACUGGGUAUUCCCCUUGUGCGUCUUAUGAGGGACAGUACAAUGUUUAUGAAGGUUCCCCAGUAUAUAGAGAAGAGAGGAACUCGUAUAGUCCAAAUGGAGAUUCGACUUUAAUCUCUGCCAUUGCUAGUGCGCAGACUAUGUACUAAGGGUCUGAAGUGCGUAGAGGUAAAUGUGUGAACGUGUUGUGCAAUUACUGAUAUAACUAAAUCUUACAACACACACAUAAUGAAUCAGUGGCAAUAAUAUUGAGGAAAGCUGUGCUUUGUCACAUUGUCUUUUAUGGUACUGGCAGGCCAGACCAUAUGUUAGGGAGUUGCACAAUUACCGAAUUCCAUUUUAGUUUCUAAUCCGGCCUUUAAUAUUACAUCGAGUUAAGUUGCAUUUCUAAAGCUUACGUCCAUAGAAACCACAUUUAGUUGCUUUUACUAGCAUUUUAUUAAUUCUUCCGUCACAUAGGAUUAGUCUGUCCAUUCCAGUACUGCCUCUGGUGCAGUGUCGUCUGCAAUAUUCCCGCCAUUUUUAUGAGUCAAGAGUAACAUGUAUCCCGGCUUGUAGUGUGAGUGUGAUGUGUGCGGCCCUGGUGAGCCGACGGUGCAUGUGUAUAGGGCUAGGGUUAUGUUCUGUUCUCAUUAAAUCUAAGAAAUUGGGACCACAAAACUGAAAUGAAGAAAACGUGCAAAGAGUACCGUGAGAAGUCGGGUUGAGUGCGUUUGAAAGCCGAGACUGACUUUUAAAGACGACUGAAGGAAUAGUUGGCUCUGUACCAGCUUGGGAGGUUUUUUGAUCGAGACUAGCAAUCCAUAUAAUUUAAUUGUCUCUUGAUGCAAACAUUUUGAUAGGAAUGAUUUUUUACAUGCAGUACUUUUAAUUGCAAGAUUAGUUUUAAUUGUUAUUUUUGUUCCUGUUCUAUGAAUUUAAUCUGUAUUAUAAAAUACAUUGAGGAUAUUCUGUAGUUUUAAGUUAUUUUUAUGUAUAUAGACAUCGGUCAGAAUUUAUCAUCAAUUAUAACUGGACCCAUGUAGCGUCCCGGCAUUCCAGGGGUUAUCAAGAUGUUAAUCGAAUUUACUUGCUUUUUUUAGGUUUGCAUAUUUUAGCCACGAAAAAGUGUCGAUCAUUUUCUGAUUAAUGUUAAUGACGUGUUCCCCGUUUUAUUUUCAUCACACUUGUUUGUUGUGGAGGCGACCAAAUAGCAGGUACUAUAAUUCUUCCCUCUGCUGACGGCAGAACAUAACUUUCUACACAUUUAUGUAUCGCAGUUGAAGUAGUUUGAUUGAAGAGGUUUACAAAAUGUUUGUAAACUCAGCAAAGAGAAUCCAAAGAACCUCCUAGCUACCGAUGUGAUUUAUGACCGAAGUCGUUGUGUCCGUGUACGUACAUGUCGCGGGACUUGAUGUAUUUCACAGCCCUCCUUCAGUGCUACUGACGAAUUUAGUCAGUAAAACCGCUCACUUGUGCCAAAAGCCGCAGCUUUCUCUUACCCUCGUCAGCAUUUUUCAUUUUCUAGACAAUCCAAAAUGGCCAUUAUGUGCCUAUAUUUUUCAGGACCACUAUUCUUAGUGGUGAUGUAUUGAAACUGCUGUAGGUAGAAGUAUUACUUUCUAAUAUUCGAGUGCACGGAAUGUACACGUACUCUAGUAUUGGGUCACCUCAAGAAAGGAAUAAAAGCUAUACUUGUUUUAUUUGGUCGGGUUAGCUAAUGGGGUUUCACUUAAAAAAGACCCCUUGAACGCCUUUCUCUAACGCAGCCCCACUGAUUUUAUUGAGAAGACCCGAGCAUGGGAUGUUAAUUAAUUCCCAGUCCGUUCUCUGUUAUCUGGUAUUUAAUAUCACGUGCGAUUAACUUGUCGUGUGGACUUCCCUCCUUGUUGUUAAUAUGUCUUGUGUUAAACUUUUAAAAUUGUUUGAUAACCUGUUGUAAGUGGUCCUUAAGUUAGUUUAUAAACAUUUAAAGCGAGUCUAAUACACUGGAGUGCGUAACUACGGUAUAUAAAGCUUUAUUUGAUUUUAAUGGUACUAUUUUUAUAUGGUGAUAAUGAUGAUACUCAUUAUCCAGAGCACACAUUUUGUAAAAACUGAUUUUGAAGAUGAUGAAUAUAAUGUUUAGUAAUAAAUUGUAAAUGUAUAUGUCUAAAUUAUUCACUAAUUACUUUAUUUAAAUAUUGUUUAUCCUAUCUGUUUUUGAUGAA
Messenger RNA from Lingula anatina, 3654 nucleotides. RefSeq lists its product as uncharacterized. Gene Ontology annotation, molecular function: DNA-binding transcription activator activity, RNA polymerase II-specific; RNA polymerase II cis-regulatory region sequence-specific DNA binding. NCBI's taxonomy places the organism in Eukaryota, Metazoa, Brachiopoda, Lingulata, Lingulida, Lingulidae. The record is from RefSeq and is a predicted model, not a curated record. Gene Ontology annotation, biological process: cell differentiation; positive regulation of transcription by RNA polymerase II. Gene Ontology annotation, cellular component: nucleus.